This is a messenger RNA of Ambispora leptoticha, 384 nucleotides long. NCBI's taxonomy places the organism in Eukaryota, Fungi, Glomeromycota, Glomeromycetes, Archaeosporales, Ambisporaceae. The record is from the annotation of a GenBank genome assembly.
GAAACUAUUAAAAAAACCAUUCAAUCAAGUUUCACUUUUGAUGCAUCUGCACAAUCAAAUAUUAAAAAUCGGAACAAUGAGUUACGGAAUCUUAUAAAUGAAGCCCAUGCUAAUAUUGGAGAACGUAAUAAGAAUAUUGAAGAAAUUAAAAAAGUUUCUAAUCUAGAUGACAUUGGUCCUAAAUUACUCAAAGAGGCUGCAAAAAUUACUGCUAAUGGUACUGCGAUAAAAAUCGAGCCGGCGCACUUUGAAGAACUGUUCAUUGAAGAGUUGAAAAAAUAUGAUAAAUAUUUGGAGCUUGUUCAGAGUGAAACUGAAAAUCAAGAAAAAUUGUUAAGCAAUAUUGAGAGAAAAUACCACGAGUUAACAGAAGAACGUAAUAGA